UUGUCUUAUUUAAUAUAGUUUCUUGCUUAACAAUAUUGUAGCUACGUAUUUAUUUGUGUUGUUCAAUCGGUUCCGUGUGAUUGUUUUAAUUUUUAGAAAAUAUAGAUAUCAAACUAAGAUCACUUGUUGAGUAAUUCAAAGCAAAACUUCUAUUUAUUUUCGUUGUUUCCUGUUGUAACUACAGUUUAGGUUAUGGAGGCGUGAAGUUUAUAUUCACUUCAAAAUUCAACAUACUGAUCACAGGUAAAUAUAUGGACUAAUUUAAGAUUUAUCCUUUCUGUGGUUUUCAAAUAUGAUCGGAACUUGCCUACUGUGUGUAAUUUUUACAAUGCGUCUUCCGAUUAACUCGUGUACUGUAGAUGUGACACUUGAUGAGUAUGAAUUCUUAGCAAAUCACCUGACCAUUGAUGAAUGCCAAAAACUCGUUGCUUCACUAUAUUUCAAAUCAUUCGAGCUGGACAGGGACGUGGAGAAUGCGGAGGAUGCCGUACCAAUGGACGUCGGUUGCCUCAAGCUACUGUUGCACUGGAACUCUGCAGUCGGUGAGGGCAGGGGGACGUCCCACGAGAAGUUGUCACUGCGGUUGCGACAAAUGGGGAGGGCGGACUUGUCGUCUUGGCUGGACUCUGCAGUUCUGGAGGAGUUGGACGAGGGGAUCGACAAAGCAGUAGACGAUUUCCAAGACCACGAGCUCCAAGAGACAGAGAAAGGUCUCAGCACCGAAAAUGAAUCAUACUCCAUCAACGCUCCUACUAGCGUUCCUCCUACUAACUUGACCAGAAAAAAACCCUUGGAACCCGAAAGCGACUCCUGGUUUGAUAUUGCCCUGACAAUUAUCGUCAUUGCUGUGGUUGUCUCUGUUAGUGUUUAUUUAUAUUGCAAAAUUAAUUCGUUUAUUGAAAAAAUAAAAUACGAGAAAUUGGCUACAAAAGCCUUCACUAUAUCCCCAACCAAGAAGUCAGAAAGAACCGCAACCAAGAAGAAAACUUUACGUUCGAAUAAAAAGUAUAAGAAGAUUCCUAAAAAAUAAAAUUCACACCAUUCCAGGCAAUACAUAUAAAGAGUUUUAGACUUAUUCACCAAUUUAUUCACAUUGUGUAUUGAUUAUUCUGUUCUGCCAUUAUUAAUGUGAUAAAAUAUUCAUCUAUUUGAUUAUUAAGUUAGUGAAUUUAUAUAUACCUGUGUAGAAUUUGCUAUAUACGAAUUCGCUGAAACGUUUUCAUAAUUAUAUUAUGUACGUUUUAAAGGGGCAUACCCAGGGGGAAUGACGGGGAAAUCAAUUUCCUUCCAACAUUCCGUUUAUAAAUAUCUUCAGGAUAGAA
Molecule: messenger RNA, 1322 nt
Organism: Homalodisca vitripennis (glassy-winged sharpshooter)
Lineage: Eukaryota; Metazoa; Arthropoda; Insecta; Hemiptera; Cicadellidae
Exons: 1
Coding region: 293-1030 (245 amino acids)
Source: RefSeq, a predicted model, not a curated record